This is a messenger RNA of Paecilomyces variotii, 2702 nucleotides long. RefSeq lists its product as hypothetical. Bases 187 to 2388 code for a protein of 733 amino acids. The record is from RefSeq and is a predicted model, not a curated record. Lineage: Eukaryota; Fungi; Ascomycota; Eurotiomycetes; Eurotiales; Thermoascaceae. The transcript has 6 exons.
CAUUUUUUGGUCUCUUGGCUGUUACAAUAAAUUCUUUGCACCUGAGGACUUUGAAAGAGCAAACUAAUCCACUCUCCUGGCGCGUCACGAUCAAGCCAUGCAGACCGAUCUUGAACUCGGACGACUCCAUCGACGUCGGUAUGUCCACGAACCAGAUACGAACGGCACAUUUUCCUCAUAUUCAACAUGCAGGGCCGGGAUAUUGCUACCGAUCAACAAAUAACCGAUGACCUCGCAAAGUGCCCAACUUACUUUGAAAUAUAUCUGAAACCAAGUUCAUACUCGGUGAAUGGCUAUGGUAUAUGCCCACCAGGAAGAAAGUACCAGUCUGCGGAAAUAUUUCGCCAUAAAGAUAGCUUAGGGCGUGUGUGGACUGGUCCUGAAGAUGACCGAUACCUGAGCGCCACGGACGGGCGACUCGCAAGUCUGGCAAUGGAACCGUGUACCCCAACCAUUCUUCAGAUUGUCUACGGGCUUCUGGGGCCUCAGCUCCAGAAUGAUCCAGAUGCGUCAUGGUUUGCCGUGUGCUUGUGGUGGUUGCCAUCCUGUUUAACCAUUGCUGCUCUGCUCUUUAUUCCAGCUGAUCUCGGUGGUGAGAGGAGAAAUAAUGGUCGUUACGAGCAGUUCAAGUAUCACUACUGGGGUUAUCCAAAGGUUCCAGCCAAUCUCCAUGAGAUCCCAACAUCGAGGGACAGUAUUUUAUCGUUCCGUCAUCAAAAGGAGAAUGGCUUCUCAGAACGACUUCUGCGCCCGAGAAGACUGUGCUUGCUUCAAGAUGAGGAAGGGAUUCAGAUUAUUGACAAUGUCAGCGAAUGGGAGGCAGUACAUGGAAGCAUUGAGUAUUUGUUCGUCUGCUAUACCACUGAGCAGUUCAGUCAUGACGAGAGUGAAGAAGACAUGGAUGAACUGCAUCGCAUUGCCGAGGCUGCAGCCCGAAUGGCUGGAGUUGCUGCUUACUGGAUUGCAUGUAGCUGUAUGCCAGGAGAUCAGGACCACUCCGAAGAUGUCUACCGGAUCAGUGAUGUCGUCCGGGGCGCCCAUUCAAUGGCGGUAAUUAUCGGACCUCCUCGCGGUUCCAACCCAAGCCCAAGGGAAAUGCUCCGUCAAUUGGGAAGCAGGAUGUGGACCUUCCCAGAGGUCCUUCUGAGUCCAUCGAGCCGGCCUAUUUCGAUAUACAUGCGUGGUUGUGACCCAGGGUCCUACCGCACUCUGUCCAAGCGGGACUUCGCCAUUGAGGCCUGGGGAGACGCUGGUGUCUCAAACCAGCUUAUCGAUCACUAUGAAGGCUCAAUCAUACUCAGCCCUCUGGAGCUAGUUUCCAUCGCAUUGCAAUGCUUUCCGAACCGUCAUACCGCGGACCACUACCAAGGAGACCUUUCAUACGCCUUGAUGGGUUUGUUGCGACGCCGCCCACAGGUCACCAAAGAUGAUUCGGCUUUUGAAGCUUUUUGUCGACUAUCCUUAGCCAAUGACAGCGACCAGCUGAUUGAGCGGCUGAUAUGCAUACUCCCUCGAAACAUCAAAACACCCUGGCAUGAAAUCGACGACUUUUGGGACAGUAACCUUUGGGACAUCGAGCCUCAUUGCCAAGUUGUGGGUCUCGGGGGCGGCGAUACUGUGAUCCUCAGUGGUGCCUUUGGUGCUCCUAUCCGUUGGAAAUCGUUCGUUCCAGUCAACCUUUUGAUGCGGGACACAAUAACACGUGCGGUGACCAGAGUUGUUUUGCGCAGUAGUCCUGUUUGGCUCUUGCCAGGCGUCAUUUUGCUAGCAAUCAGUCAGUCCAAAGGAGGCGCUUUGACUCCGGUCACAGCGAUGGGGUGGAUAUUCGUAGGUCUGUACAUUUUAGUUAUAUUGGCUUCCCCAUAUUUCAUCUACUCUCUUUAUGUUGGUAAGACAUGGGCUGCGCAACCAUGGCUGUUCGGGUUCGAAGGUUAUAUGGACAUCGGUGAAAUUGAGACACUGAUCUUCGGCAUCAAUCUUGGCCGAUUGAAGUGGAGUCCAUUCUCCAGUGAUCUCUCAUUGCAUGAAGACCAGGACGGUGAAUGCGUCGGACAAGAUCCCACUCAAAGUGAACGCAUUGCAGAGUUCGUGUCCCAGGCCCGAGAUUCCCAGUAUGGGGAUCUCAAAGUCUUCACCUUAGUCGACACCAAUACUUUAACCGUCACCCUAUUCCGGGCUGUCCGUCCACCGGUGGCCAUGCUGCUUUGUGGCAGCGAGGGUGGCAUGCAGCGGGCGCUGCUUUGUUCCUACGAUUGGAAAUCUCAAACCCUCUAUCGCGAAAGUGUCCUGCGGGUGGACACGCUCGUCUUGGAACAUAUGUCCCGCGUGGGUCGAUUCCGGCUUGGGUUAGAAAGGCCUGUAGCGGAGACGGUGAGGGCAAGUGGUUAGCAGUACUAUACACUCGAGUCAAUUAUGAUCCUGAAAUAUAGCUUCCGGCAAACAUCUAAUUAUCCUUUACUUGCACGGACCCAAUGUGUUUUAAGAAAAUGCCAUUGCUAUUGACUUAAAAGAUAAAUCAAAGCUGAAAAACAAAAGAAAAGAAAUGAAAGUUUAUGCUUGGGCACUUGUCUGUUCCGGCACAUAAGGAGUCUCAUAAGGCCGUUCGGCCUGUGGUGUGAUACGAGCCAAGUGACGGCGCUCACCAGUCUUCCAGUCAAGAAUGGCCGAGUGUGCAGUGAUGCGGUUCUGAAUGAACUGUUAGC